Xyrichtys novacula (pearly razorfish) is the source of this 6065-nucleotide messenger RNA. Lineage: Eukaryota; Metazoa; Chordata; Actinopteri; Labriformes; Labridae. The record is from the annotation of a GenBank genome assembly.
CGAGCGGAGGAAACUACAAAACUAAGAGUUCACUUUACCAGAAACGAGCCCUGCAACAGGAUUUGACACAAAAAGCGAGCGAAUGCAAGUUGACAGGAUGAUAUGCAAGAGUGACGCACCUCACGAGCAGUGAUUGAGAGGACAGUAAGGUAAGCACAAUUACAUUUACAAUUUAAAAGCUUUUCAUGCUGUUUAUUAGAUCUACUUCUUCUGUUCCUCGUUCUGCAGCUGUAAACACACUGUGCAAAGUGUGUGUGUGUGUCUGUGUGUAAACAAUGUCAGCCACAGGAAGUGAGGGUCUGUAGGGGUGUCACAGAGAUCAGAUAGUUCCGCAGAAGGUGCUGGUAAAAUAACCAGAUGUGGUUUUGUAGAGAUCACAUCUUCUUGAUUAUGGUCGCUCUCUGAGGAAGUUAGGGGUAUAAGUAGAGUUUAAAAAUUGAAAUCUCAACCACUGAUGGUCAUAGCAAAUGUUGCACCUCUGACACCAGUCCAAGCUGAGAGGCAGACAGUAAAGUGAAUCCACCAAAGUUCUAAUUCUUAUUGCUGUGAAUGUCUGCCAGAUUUUGAAAAGCUGUUUUUGAGACAGCAAAAGCUGAAGUCAAACAUUUGUCAGGAAAGCCUUUCAGGCAUGAGUCACUUAUUGAUUAUAUAUAUGACAAGUCAAACUUAAAGGGCAGGAAAUUCCAGCAGUAUCUCUAAAUCCCCUUACAUUUAGAGGCCAGUGUUUUUCCAGAGUAUCUCUUUAAGUGUUUAUCUGCCUUUAGUGUAGAACUAAGAGACUUUUCAUGAUGGUGUGGAAGAUACUAUCUAAUCUAAUAGCUAAAAAGGAGAAACCUACAGUCCUCUUGUGUUUGUUUCAUUAGGAUCUGAUCUGAAAGGAGAGGCAAACCAAGACUUCUGAAGUAUUUUUUGACAUCACAAGAAAAAAGCCCUAGAAAAUAAAAGUCCUGAAGUAAGUAACAGUAUAUUCAUUCAUUAUAAUUAUUUAGCUAUUUGGCUUAAGAAGAGCAAAUUUCAAGUUUCAAAAUGUGUCUUCUAUUUUGACAUCAGUUGUGCUUAUUGGUAUUUGAUGAAAAUGUGUCAUUUUUAUUGCUGUUUUUAAUUUACACCUUCCUCCUGUUAGAUAUCCAUGUUGUGUGGUGUUUUAGGUCUGGUUAAAUUGUGCGCCAAAGGGACAAAGUUAAGGUCAUUACACUCAUGGAGCUUUAUUCAGUUACAACAUGAUGACAAAAAGCCCCAAAAUAACUUUUUGCAAAGUCAUUUAAAACUAACCCAAAUGGCCUUGGUUGAGGUUCUUGAAGAUCCAAAAGGCCCAGUUCUGAACUGAACUGUCAAGAACUUUAAUCAUAUGUAGUUGCCUUUGUACUGAAUUUUUGAGCCAUGAUCUGUAUUUGUGAAACCUUUAAAAGAAGAUUAAGGAACAGCACAGAGUUGUGAAGUGAUGUGUAGUGAUUAAGGAGGCUAUACAUAAGGUUGGGACAAACUUGCACCUCUAGAGCUAGUGCUGCAAACUCUUAUUUGCCAAAUUUUUAGUACAGAUUCUUGUUAUUUAGUGCAGAGGUAAAAACUAAGCACGCCAAUGUUACAAAGGAAAUGACUCAUGCACCAGUUUCCUGCACUUUCAAAUACCAUGGCAGUUUUGUCUUGUUUGAAGUUUUUUUUGCACUUGACACAGCCUACUCCUCUGUCUUUAGCUUCCUUCUGUAGCAAAUUCAAUCAUUGCCAUUCACAGACUUUAUCACCUUACUCCUACAUCAGCCACCAGAAUGACUUUACACAUUUCUUAGUUUUUAACCAUCAAAAACUUCCAUAAUUUUCUCUAUAACAAAAAUUUUGCAUUUAGUGAAUACCUGCCUGCCAGUGUGCUGAUACUUCUGCAUUUUAAAAUUCUACUCUUUCAACUUAUCUUGUCUGUGCGGAAAAUGUGCAUUUGGUUCCUCCACAACGUGUCUGACUGAGUUUCCCAUGCCUGACAUGGCAAUGUUUGAUUGUACAUUUGUAUUUCUGCCUUCACAUAAUGUCUCUUCUGUAUGCACAGAGUAACCCUCCUUGUUCUGGUCUUCUCCACACAGCAGGAUGUCAUGAUUGGUUGUUGUUGUGUUAUUUUCUCCUGGUUUUAUUUAGAUGUAUUUUCUGUGUAUUUUACCUAUUUUUCCUGUUCCCCUGUGAUCCUGUUUUGUGAGUGUUCAGUUUACGUCUGGUGUAGUUUGACUUCCUGUUUAAUUUUGUAGGAAUUGAUCCCUGUGUGUAUAGUCAUGUUUCAGUUCCUGCGUUUUCCCUCCCCAGUGACCGUCUGCACCUGUGCCUCAGUGUGUCACCUGCCUCUUGUUGCUUGUUUCCCAGUGUGUGUAUAUAGUCUUCCCCUCUUUCUUUGUUGGUUCAUUGUAUGUAUGUACACUACAGGCCAAAAGUUUGGAAGCAAGGGCCAUUACAGGCCGAACAGUUGGGAGUAACUUCAAGUUUUUGUUCACAAUGCUUUUUUCUUUAAAUCCAGCAUGAGUUUUAUGUAUUUUAGGAUGUAUUUACUCCAUGAUCAUAUGAAAUGCACCAUUUUACUCCAUUUACCUUUAGAUAUACAUUGAUGUUAACAGACCAUUGCUAAAUAUAUGUCAGCAAAAGAUAAUAAGGGCUUAGUUUUAGGGUUGAAACAUUUGCAAGCGUCACAACUUCAGUGCAAAAGCAAAAAAAAAAACAAAUCAAAGUUGGAUUAUUCACUUUAACUUUUUGGCCUUUGAGAGCCUGCAUACAAAAAUCCUAAUAAAUCUCAACUGCAUCAAACUUCUGCAAAAAUGGCUAGAAAGAAGCAACUGAGUAAAGAAACAAAAGUACAGAUUUGUACAUUGAGGAAAAAAGGAUACACAGAAAGAGAAAUUGCAAAACGCCUAAAGGUGUUUAACAGAGGAGUCCACUACACUCUGAAGAGACUAGAGGACCUGGAAGUUAUGAGAUUUGUUUGAAGUAAAGGGUAUCAUGAAGAAGGAACAGUACCACUCCAUCCUCCAGCACCAUGCUGUUCCAUCUGGACUCAGACUUGUGGCUCAUAAGUUUGUUUUGCAGCAAGACAAUGACCCUAAGCACUCUGCCAAGCUCUGUCAGGGUUACUCAGACAAAAAAGAAGAGGAAGGUGUUCUUCAAAAGAUGGUUUGGCCCCCUCAGUCUCCAGAACUUUCUCCAAUUGAGCUUGUGCGGGAUGAAAUGGAUCGAUUGGUCAGAAAAACGUGUCCCACGAAUCAGCAGUGUCUUUUUAAUGAACUUAAGAAAGCUUGGAAUGAAAUCCCUGGAACAUACCUCAAAAAAAACUUGUGGAGCGAAUGCCUGGUAUAUGCCAAGCUGUUGCUAAAGCCAGAGGAGGUUACUUUAAAGAAAGCAAAGUCUAAGCAACAAUAACUCUAAUACCUAAUAACUAUGGUCAAAAUGUCUUCUGAUAAGUUACUCUUUACACAAUAGUCAUGUUUAUUGUGUUGCAAAUUAUAUAUAUGAAACUAUGAUCUUUUUUUGUACAAAUCUGAUCUUGCUUCAGAACUUUUGGCCUGUAGUAUGUAUGUACGUAUGUAUGUAUGUAUGUAUGUAUGUAUGUAUGUAUGUAUGUAUGUAUGUAUGUAUGUAUGAAUGAAUGAAUGUAUGUAUGUAUCCCCAGUUGAUUUGCUUGUGAUAUUUCUAGUGAUUUUUUUAUUUUUAAGUUGGACAUUUUAACAGUAAGUUUUUCUUUGCCUUUUCAUUAUUUGCUUUAAUAAAUCCUUAAUUCUGCAUUUGUUUUUUGUUUUUCUUUGUUUAUCCCUGCCACGUGACACAGUAUGAACAUAUCCGGAAAUGAGACAGAGAUGUACUACGACCAGAUGUAUGAUUACAACGAGACUACUUACACCUUCUGCGACCCAGAUCCCAGUCUGAUGCUGCCAGAAGGAACCAGGCUGGUUCUCUACUAUGUGCUGUUUUGUUUAGGUCUACUGGGUAAGUUAAUUAAAACAUAGUCUGUCUCCUUCUUUAUACAUUUCAUAAAUGGUUGCAUUUUAGGAAUUAAACACUAUUUCCACUGAUCUCACAGGCAACAGCACAGUCAUCUGGGUCCUCCUGCGUUACAUUAAGCUGAGGAGUAUGACAGAUAUAUGCCUCCUCAGCCUCUCCCUGUCUGACCUUAUACUGGCUCUGUCCCUGCCUCUCUGGGCUCACAACGCUGAGAGCCUUGCAUCAUGCAAACUGAUGACAGGAAUCUAUCAGGUGGGGCCUUCCUUCUUCUACCUCUCUUUCUUGUGUCUGUUUGUUUGACCUCAUUGUAAAUACAGCAUUUGAUAAAAAUAUAUAUAUAUACUGUAUCUAUAUAUUUUUUUUCAUUCUUUAUAUAAACAAGUAGGACAGCUGAAAAAGUUGUGGCUGGAGGUCAAACAUGCAACUGCUAUAGUCUGCAGAUAGGGGCCCAGAUCUAAAGUAGUGUAAGGCCAACCACAGCUUUGAGGUGAUAUGAAUUGUGCAAGUCAGAACAUAAAACACCCCAGCAAUCAAAAAAAGAGGCAUUUCACAAACAAGAGGGUGUUUUGCCCUUCCACGUGAGGGAGAAAAAGUCUGAUGAGUGGAGAGCACAUCCUACCCUCUGUUCUGUGUACUUACUAGAUAACAAGCUAAGGAAGGAAGAGCAGCAGGAAAUACCUCAAGGGUGCAGAACAGAGCCGACAUCAAUGACGCUGAUAAUCAGACAGCAUAAAAAGGGGGAGCUGGGCAGAAGAAGGGUUGCAGAACUGUUAGCAGAGGAUGCCGCAAAAGUGGCAGUUCAAAGAGAGCACUGAUUUUGAUAUUUGCCAAUUGGUAACUGGAAAGUAAUUGGUUGAGCUGUCUGCAGAUAUGAUCUGCCAGUAAGAUUAACUGAUGUACUGAAAACUGAGCUUGACUUUGUGGCCUGCCUGAACCAGAAAUUAUGAAUAAUGUUACAAGACUGAAUUCCAUGUUCAAAAUUUCCAUCAAAAGUGCCAUAUUACUCAUCACCAGUAUUUUGAUGUUAAAACUCUGCUUCUCUUCUCUUUGCCUUUUUGAACAGUUGGGUUUCUACAGUGGGACAUUGUUCGUGACCCUAAUGAGCAUUGAUCGCUACCUAGCCAUCGUCCAUGCGGUUGCAGCCAUGCGUACCCGGACACUUCGAUAUGGAAUCAUAGCCAGCCUCACAAUCUGGAUCAUAUCUGUAACAAUGGCAGCACCUCAGGUGGCGUUUGCUUCUUUGGAGUUUGAGGAUAACAGCUCCCAGUGUCAGCCGUUGUACCCAGAUGAGUGGGAGGAUUUCUGGAAGAUGCGAAGGAAUUUCAGUGAGCUCAUAGUUAGCCUCCUUGUGUGCCUCCCCAUCAUGGUUUUCUGCUAUGUAAAAAUCCUCAUGGUGCUGUCUAGAUCCAGGAACUCCAAAAAGGGAAAAGCCAUGAAGCUGAUAUUCACCAUAGUGUGUUUGUUUGUGGUGUGUUGGGUCCCCUACAGUGUCACAGUUUUCCUCCAAACACUAGAGCUCUUUCAUGUCUUCGACAACUGUAAUACCUCAACAGCUCUCAACACUGCCAUGAGCUUCGCUGAGAUCAUUGCGCUGUGUCACUGCUGUGUAAACCCCAUCAUCUACGCUUUUGUUGGAGAGAAGUUCAGAAAGUCCCUGAUCACUGUGUUGAAUAGGAGCCUUGGUGUGGGUCACCGUGGAAAUGGGGUAGUCACAGACACCACAGACAAAGAGACAUCCAACACAGCUGUCAGAUCAGAAUAUUAACACUUGUUAGAUAAGCCUAGUUUAUAUUGUGUUAUAAUGUGCAAGUAUAGAGUAAUUAUAAUUCCUGCAAAAAGAAAGUAAGAUAAAAAGGUGAGAAAAUGUUGUUUUGUGUGUGUGUUAUGAAUGAGGUUGCCGCUUUUGGAAGCUGUGAAUAUUGCUCAGGUUGUCCACAAUAGAUAAGAAAUACGGACUUGAAAGUAAAUGGACUUGUGUAGAAAGUUGUAUUCAAAUGUCAUUCAAUGUAUAUUUUUAAGUUUUUAAAUGUGUCUGCUUGUGUGGUCAAAAAUACUCGAAAUAAACUUGGUUCCCUUUUUCAUUUCCUUUUAAAAAACAA